Cebus imitator (Panamanian white-faced capuchin) is the source of this 4608-nucleotide messenger RNA. RefSeq names its product zinc finger protein 438 (gene ZNF438). The record is from RefSeq and is a predicted model, not a curated record. NCBI's taxonomy places the organism in Eukaryota, Metazoa, Chordata, Mammalia, Primates, Cebidae. The transcript is spliced from 8 exons. Gene Ontology annotation, molecular function: sequence-specific DNA binding; DNA-binding transcription factor activity, RNA polymerase II-specific. Bases 1792 to 4278 code for a protein of 828 amino acids. Gene Ontology annotation, biological process: regulation of transcription by RNA polymerase II. Gene Ontology annotation, cellular component: nucleus.
AACCUAUCAUUAACAGGCAAGAAUAGGAUGGUGUCUCUUGAUUUCCCUUAGUGUUAAAUGAGAAAUUUAAUAUGUUUUUAUUUACCUGCUUCUCUAUUUUCAUUAAUGUGGUCUAAGAUUUUUUAAUUCAGACUAUUACUAAAUUAUAAUUUUAAAUAAUUUAUACACUUUUUAAAUUAACUUUUACAUGGGCAUAAAGAUUAUGAAAACCCUAAGGUGUCACAACCUUAAAUUAAUUUCUACUUUUUCAAGUGUAUUUCAAAAGGAAUCUUAAGCCAUCAAAAUUAAACUCUAAUAUCCUAUUAUUCAUUAUUUUCUUGAUUUAUUUUUAUAUUAUAUCUUUAAAUGGUACCAUUUUCAUUUUUCCUGUUGUCCACAUUCAAACUAUUUCUUUGCUCAUUAGACUAGGAGAAAAGAAGUAGAAAUAGUCAGAUUUGAAAUUAAGAUACCAAGUUAUGUAUUCAAUAUUUGCUAUAGCAAAGUCUAAGGUCUGGAACAUGUUUAGGAUUAUUGGAUUAAUAGAUUUUAUGGUGGUGGGUUUUAUGGGGAGAAUUACCAGUAAUUUAGUAGAUUUGUAAGCUUGUUUUCUAAGAUGUUCCUGUCAUUUACUGCAUCAGGUAACACAGGGCCUGGCACUUAGAUUCUCAGUAAUAUUUGUUCAGUGACAGAAGCUGUCCUCUGUUGCUUUUGAGUCUCUAACAGACUGUUUUCCCCAUCUUGAAAGUGCCUAGUCAUCUAACCUCCUCUCAAAGGGACACCAACUUCAUUCUCUCUCUAUAAUAAGGGACCUUUAUGGGCCUCUCCUAGUUUUUUCAGAACAUGCUUGAGGACCAUAUAGGGAAGCAGGGUCUUAGAGGACAUUCAGUCUUGUCUUGGAAACAGUGGAGAAGGAAGUGUAGCAGUUGCUAGGGGUAAUAUUAUAUCUUUAAGAAAACAAUGCUGUUGCUAAGUUAUUUUUAGACAUAGAAGCCUUCUCUUUAUUUUUUUAUUUUUUUAGUACAUGAUCAUGUAGCUAGACUACCAAGAGGUGGGGAGUGAAGUGAAGCUGAGAACAGCCUCUCCAGGAUUAUCAGGUCAGGGUGAAGUUCUUGGCAAGAGACUCGAUUUAGUGUGGCAUUCUGGAAAGCACAUGGGCUGAGGAGGCAGGAGACCUUUAUUCUAGCUUUGAUUCCCUGUUCUUGUUUGUGACUGUGGCAAAAACCAUUUAAGUUUUGUGAGUCUCAGACUAGAUUUAUUAAAUGAGGAAUCUGACUCAAAGAUCCUUUCUAACUUUAAAAUUCUAUGACUGACCAGAGGACCAGGGUAGAACAUGGAGGCUUCUACUUAUCAAGCAUUUUUAUUUUUAAUAUCAUUUUGUAAAAUCAAGAAGAAUAAAUCAUUUAUCUUACUGCUUUGAAUAGGAGGAUUAGAAGAAGGAAUCAUAUGUGGCUCGCAUGUUUAUGUUCUGACUUCAUAUUAGGGACAAGGAGUACUUUUGCCAACACUGCCUUAAUCUCAGGUAAAGAGCUUUGGUUUGGACAAGGCUCCAAGGAUAAAAAUGAAUCCCAUUUCCAUCCAGUACUGAAGUGUUAAAGUUAGAAGACAUUUGCUAAGUCAAAUCACUUCGGUAAUUUCAGCCAGUUUGCAUUUAAUGGAAGGAGACCAUUGUCUACUCAUGUACCCGUCUAACUCAUAAUGGUGUGGUGAAGAGAGUAUGCACAUCUUAUCUUCUGAACAGUUUGAUGGAAUUAACCACAAACUUUGUGCAAGAAUAGAAAAAGGAAAGAUACUAUUCAAGUCAAAUACAUCAUAAUGCAGAAUUCUUUAUCAGUACCACCAAAAGAUGAAGGUGAAUCAAACAUCCCUUCUGGAACAAUACAGAGUAAGAAGGGUUUGCAGAAUAAGAGUCAGUUUAGGACCAUUGCACCCAAAAUUGUGCCCAAAGUCCUAACGUCCAGAAUGGUGCCAUGUCAUUCUCCAUCACUCUCUGAUCAGGUGAAUCUGGGAUCCUUCAAUUCCAAGCCGCUGGGAAUGUCUCCCCAGAACUAUGCUCUGAUGCAGGUUGCUGGCCAGGAGGGGACAUUUUCUCUUGUUGCUCUGCCACAUGUUGCCUCAGCCCAGCCCAUUCAGAAACCCAGAAUGUCCCUACCUGAAAAUGUGAAACUUCCUAUUCCUCGAUAUCAACCCCCAAGAAAUAGCAAAGGAUCAAGAAAGAAACCCCGCCUGAUCUUUCCUAAGAGUGGCUCUAGCAAAGCUCCUGCCCAAACCCAAAUGUGUCCUCAGAUGUCCCCUUCCCCACCUCACCACCCUGAACUCCUUUGCAAACCCAGUCCAUUCGAGGAAGUGCCAUCACUAGAGCAAGCCCCAGCCAGCAUUGGCACAGCUGCACUGACCAAUGGAAGUGACCAUGAGGACUUGAGACCACCAGUGACCAACACCCAUGGCAGUCCGAACCCUCCUCCCACCUCAGCAUCAUCCACACCAGAGGAGCCUGCCAAGCAGGACCUCACAAGUCUUUCGGGGAAAGCAUACUUUGUAAGCAAGAAAACAUCUAGUAAACCUUCUGCUGUUGCCAGUGAAAAACUUAAACAACAAGUUGAUCUUGCAGAAACCAUGACCAGUUUAUCAGCAACCAUUCUUGGCAAUGCAGUUCAGUUUAUCUCUUCAGUCCCCAGAGGGAAACUGCCAAUCCCACCCUACUCAAGAAUGAAGGCAGCAGAGGUUUAUGAAACCAAAUCAGAUACUAACAUCACAGGUUAUUCUUUACCAGGACCUAAGGCAGACUGUGAUAAGAUGCCUUCCACCACAGAAGGCUUUAGUGCAGCCACCAAAGUGGCAAGCAAGAUGCCUGUUCCACAAGUGUCACAGCAGAGUCUCUGUGAAAGUGCCUUUUGUCCACCCACCAAAUUUGAUCUCAGCCACAACACGAAACUGAACAGUGGAGCAGCAAAGAGAAAAGGAAGAAAACGGAAGGUACCAGAUGAAAUGUUGGCAUUUCCGGGAAGAAGGAGGAAAUGUAUCAUUAAUAAAUGUAGAGAUGGUAAAGAAAGAGUAAAAACUGAUCCCCAGGAAUGCAGAGACCAAAAGCCAGAGGCCAUGAAGAAAUAUCGUAGCAUUAUGCCCAAACCUAUCAUGGCCAUAUCCACCUUGGCUCCCCUGGCUUCUCCAACUACAUUGCAAUCCCAGAUGCAUGGGGGCCUAGGUCAGGAUGUUUUGUUAAAUAAUUCACUCACUCCUAAAUACCUCAGCUGUAAGCAGGACAACAGCCCUUCCCCUAAGCCCAGCUCUGUGUUCAGAAAUGGAUUCUCUGGCAUUAAGAAGCCUUGGCACAGAUGUCACAUCUGUAACUACCACUUCCAGUUCAAACAGCACCUUCGAGACCACAUGAAUACACACACCAACAGACGGCCUUACAGCUGUCGGAUUUGUCGCAAGUCCUACGUACGUCCUGGCGGCCUGAGCACACACAUGAAACUUCAUCAUGGCGAGAACCGUCUGAAGAAACUCAUGUGUUGUGAGUUUUGCGCAAAAGUGUUUGGUCACGUCCGAGUCUAUUUUGGCCAUCUGAAAGAAGUGCAUAGAGUUGUGAUCAGCACUGAGCCCGCAACCAGUGAACAGCAGCCCGGAGACAUACCAAAGAACAGAGACCCGAGUGUGCGAGGCGCACAGGGAUCGUCGGAGAGGGAAAAUAAGUCCAACCUGGAAGAAGACUUCCUUCUAAACCAGGCAGACGAAGUCAAAUUACAAAUCAAAUGUGGCCGUUGUCAAAUUACUGCUCAGUCUUUUGCGGAAAUAAAGUUUCAUUUGCUCUAUGUUCACGAAGAGGAAAUUCAGGGCAGGCUGCAAGAGGGGACCUUCCCAGGAAGCAAUGGGACUCAGGAAGAGCUGGUGCAGCACACUAGCCCCAGCUGGAAACGGCAUCCUGAGAGAGGGAAGCCGGAGAAGCCUCAUUCCUCCAAAGAGGAGUCACACGCAUGCCCGAGACUGAAAAGGCAGCUCCACCUUCAUCAUCAGAACGGCAUGGAAAUGCUCAUGGAAAACGAAGGACCCCAGUCAGAAACCAACAAGCCGAGGGAAACCCACCAGGGCCCUGAAUGUCCCGGCCUCCACACGGUCCUCUUGUGGUCCCAUUCAGGCUUUAACUGCCUCCUUUGUGCAGAGGUGCUGGGGCGGAAGGAGGACCUCCUCCUUCACUGGGAGCACCAGCAUAACUGUGAGGACCCUUCCAAACUGUGGGCUAUUUUCAAUAUGGUCUCCAACCAGGGAUUGAUUGAACUUUCCAGUGAAGCUGAGAAAUGAAACCCCAAGGCGGGCCGGGGUUGAGGAGAGAGCUCUGCCGCCACCUUCCCUCAGAGCUUCAUGCUUUAUGGUGGUGCUUAAUCACAAAGAUCAGACAACACGGGAUCAGCGCGAGUGAGCAGAAGUGAUUUUUGUAUGUGGUUUUAUUGUCUUAGGAAAUAAAAUACAUGUUCUCCAAGCAUUUUUUCUAACCAUGUGCUGUCUUAAUUUAAAAUCAUAUGUACUGAUUCUUAAUAUCUUAGACUUUCAGAAUAAAUAAAAAUAUGAAAAUUUGGAAAUUGAAAUCUAGAGGAGUAUAGGCUGUUCUUCAAAUACAGCUCUCAGUGAAAA